AUGGCGCUAGUCCGAAAGAAGAAGUCUAGAAGUGGUCAUAGGUCGUCUGCUACCAGGACUAUGAACGCCGCUUUUGAUAUAAUAAGGGCAGGCAAAUUCGAGGCAGCUGACAUGGCCAAGCUAGCUUACUACGAAACUACGAUAAGGGCUAAGGUCGACACGCUACUCAAGCUGGACGAGGAGAUUAGAGAUGCAACCCCAGAAGACGAGCUAGAGGCUGAAAUAGAGCAAGCGGACCUCUUUAUAGAGGAGAUCAAAUUAAAUUUAAUAGAAUUAGAAGGCGCCAUUAAUAAUGCUAAAACCACACCUUCCGCGGGUGGUGCGGCCGGAGGCGCGCCCACGACGCCCCCACGAUUGACGCCUCCUACGAGAUCUCCACCGCCAUCUAGUACUAGUAGCGUUGCAGCCGAACCUCCUCCCCCUGAUUCAUGGAUUCCAGCUACUGGAGUGAAGCUACCAAAGCUGACAUUGAAGCACUUUCGUGGAGAUCCAACGACUUGGUCUACCUUUUGGGACUCAUUCGAAGUUGCAGUGCAUGAGAACUCUGGGUUAUCUAAUGUUGACAAGUUCAACUAUCUAGUCUCAUUGUUAGAUCCUCCAGCUUCAAGUGCAAUAGCAGGCCUCAAGAUUACUGCUGCUAAUUAUCCCGAAGCAGUAGCACUAUUAAAGAAGAG
Messenger RNA from Amphimedon queenslandica, 674 nucleotides. RefSeq names its product formin-A-like. The record is from RefSeq and is a predicted model, not a curated record. The transcript has a single exon. The annotation marks the transcript as partial. NCBI's taxonomy places the organism in Eukaryota, Metazoa, Porifera, Demospongiae, Haplosclerida, Niphatidae.